AUGGCCACUGACGAGAAGCCGACGGGCGAGUAUCGCCAAUACCUGCCGGACCUGAAUCUCAAGCGAUUCCAGGUGAUGUGCACACAGGAUGCGCAUGAGUACGCCCACGACUUUAAGACGCUGAAGCAACCCCCAUGGCUGCAUGCGCUGUACAUGCACUGGCUGGAGCUCUUGCAGGAGCCCUUCAAGGGCGUAACCACCGAUGGCAAGGUCCGGCCAGAUCUCUUCACAUUGCAAGAUGAAAAUGUCCCAAUCCAGCAGAUCGUGGACGCGACACAAUUAAUGCUGUCUCUGUUGGACGAGAAGCAGAAAGAAGCCGUGAACUAUCACAUCGACUCGCCACAGUGGCGCACAUGGUCGAACCCGGAAUUUCUCCUCGCACACAAGGGCGUGCGCCUCGACGAGGUCAAUACACAGGUGCGCGAUGCUGUGAUGAAUGUGUUGAAGACCACGCUUUCCCCAGAAGGCUACGAAAAGGCCGUCAACGCCAUGCGCAUCAAUCAUUUCCUCGGCGAGCUCGUCAAGUCACCUCGCGUGAUGAACGAGUUCUCCUAUAAUUUUGUGCUUUUCGGUCGCCCGUCAACAACCCGACCUUGGGGUUGGUCCUUCUACGGCCACCACCUAUGUUUGAACAUUUUCCUGUACAAGGGCCAGGUCGUCGCAUCCCCGUGGUUCACGGGCGCCGAACCGAACGAAAUCGACGCCGGUCCUUUUGCUGGCACCCGCAUCAUGCAAACUGAAGAAAAGCUCGGCCUUCAGCUGAUGCAGUCUCUCUCUGCGAAAUUGCAGUCCCACGCCCGCGUCUUUGCUAUCAUGAAGGAUCCCGCCAUGCCGCCUGGCCGCUGGAACAAGGAUGACCAGCGUCAUCUUUGCGGUGCCUACCGGGAUAACCGUGAGGUCCCUUAUGAGGGCAUCCUUGCAUCGACGUUCAACGAACAGCAAAAGAAGCUUAUGUACGGCAUCCUGGAGCAGUAUCUGCUCUACCUACCGGCCAAGUCGCGCGCCAUGAAGAUUGAACAGAUUCGCCGCUGGGAGGCUGAGACCUACUUCUGUUGGAUAGGUGGCUACGGCAAUGAUGAUCCUUUCUAUUACCGAAUCCAGAGUCCCGUCAUUCUGAUCGAGUUCGAUCACCACUCGGGUGUCUUCUUGAAUAACGAGGAGCCGAAAAAGUUCCAUAUUCAUACUUUGCUGCGAACACCUAAUGCUGGUGACUACGGCCAUGCGCUGCGCGCACAAGUCCCGGCGAUCGAGGGAUUGAAUGGCAAAGAGAUUGUUUGGUAG
Penicillium argentinense is the source of this 1281-nucleotide messenger RNA. RefSeq names its product DUF3500 domain-containing protein. Bases 1 to 1281 code for a protein of 426 amino acids. Lineage: Eukaryota; Fungi; Ascomycota; Eurotiomycetes; Eurotiales; Aspergillaceae. The transcript is spliced from 2 exons. The record is from RefSeq and is a predicted model, not a curated record.